Molecule: messenger RNA, 429 nt
Organism: Cajanus cajan (pigeon pea)
Lineage: Eukaryota; Viridiplantae; Streptophyta; Magnoliopsida; Fabales; Fabaceae
Product: auxin-induced protein 15A
Biological process (GO): response to auxin
Source: RefSeq, a predicted model, not a curated record
UAGACACAAAUAUAACAUUACACAAAUCCAUCUAUCUCCAAGAGUCUCUAUCUCAACACAUAGCAAUAGCAUGGCUUGUAUGUGGCUGAAGAAUGCCUGCGGUGGCAGCGGGAAGAAGCCGCCGGCGGAUGUGCCGCGCGGGCACUUGGCGGUGGCGGUGGGAGAGGCAAAGAGAAGGUUUGUGAUAAGGGCUGACUACCUUAACCAUCCAUUGCUUCAACAACUGCUGGAACAAGCAUAUGAAGGCAAGGGCUUCAACAAGAGUGGUCCUCUGGCUAUACCUUGUGAUGAGUUCCUUUUUGAAGAUAUCAUUCAAACCCUAAGAGAUGGAACAUCCUCUACUCAUGUCCCUCUCAAGAAGCUACACUUGCCCUUGUCCAAGGACACUCUCCCCUUACUUCAAGGCCGGAGGAGCACCAACUAAGUCCA